Molecule: messenger RNA, 483 nt
Organism: Entamoeba dispar SAW760
Lineage: Eukaryota; Evosea; Mastigamoebida; Endamoebidae
Exons: 1
Coding region: 1-483 (160 amino acids)
Molecular function (GO): DNA binding, bending
Source: RefSeq, a predicted model, not a curated record
AUGUCACAAAUACAAGAAAAGGAAGAACAUCAUAAAAUGACAUUAAGAGAACGAGAAGAAAGUCAAGAACAAGAAAAAAUAGAAAUAGCACAAGCUAUAUACAUUCGUUGGAAAACUAAGAAAUUAAUUAAUGAACGAAUGUUAACACCUGAAAAAGCAAAAGCCAAAGCGACAGCUAAAUGGUCAAAAUUAGAUGAAGAUAAAAUGCAAAAAUUUUAUAAAGUUGCAUCAAUUGAAUGUCAUUUGUUAAAUGAAGAUGGUUCUUAUGGAAAAAGAAAGAAAGGAGAUAUUACAAAACGAAAAGAAGAGUAUCAUCCUUAUUUAUUAUUUUGUAAAGAAAAUCGAGAUAGAGUUAAAGCAGAAGGUCAUACAGGGAAUGAAAUAAUGAAAUAUCUUAGUAAUAUGUGGAAGGCAAUGUCUGAAGAUGAAAGAAAAAAGUAUAAAGAUUUAGCUCAACAUAAUAAAGAUUCAGUAAAGAAAUAA